Messenger RNA from Lethenteron reissneri (Far Eastern brook lamprey), 1594 nucleotides. RefSeq names its product homeobox protein Hox-A13a-like. Gene Ontology annotation, molecular function: DNA-binding transcription factor activity, RNA polymerase II-specific; DNA binding. Gene Ontology annotation, biological process: regulation of DNA-templated transcription. NCBI's taxonomy places the organism in Eukaryota, Metazoa, Chordata, Hyperoartia, Petromyzontiformes, Petromyzontidae. The record is from RefSeq and is a predicted model, not a curated record.
AUGACUUCGGCAUUGGUGCUGCACCCGGGUCUGGGGGAGCGCGUCAUGUUCCUUUACGACAACGGCGCCUUGGACGGCAUCGGCAAGGGGACGCUGCAGCAAGACAGCAUGGCGCCCGCGAACGCUGGACAGACGGACGGCGUGAAGACCUCCUCCUCGUGCCCACCUUGCCAGGCCCCGCAAGGUUCCCCGACGGCCGCCACCCUCGGCUACGGCUACCCCUUCGGCGCGAGCGGCUACUACGGCUGCCGCGUGGGUCACGGAAUGGGCGCCCACGUGAAAGCGACCUGCGGAUCGGCGGCGCAGACGGCGGCCGCGAGCCUCGCCUCGGGCUACGGGCCGCACUCGCUCGUCGACAAAUACGUGCAGGACGUCUCCGUGGGACUACAACCGAGCAACGGCGUCGGCUCAUCCGUUGCUGCUGGAGGCGGCGGCGUCGGUGGUGGCGGCGGCGGCGGUGGUAUCGGUGGUGGUGGAGGCGGUGUCGUUGGUGGUGGUGGUGGUAUUGGUGGAGGCGGUGUGGGUGAUGAUUACACGAGCGGGCGUGCAGCUAAAGACUUCGCCUUCUACCCCAGCUACGGCAGCGCUUAUCACCACCACCACCACCAUCAUCAGCACAUGCCGGGCUACUUAGACAUGCCCGUGGUGCCGCACGCGUCGCUCGCCCCGCCGAGCGAAGGUCGCCACGACCCCAUCCUUCACCACGGAAUGGACGGAUACCACCAUCAGCCGUGGGCGCUGCCCAAUGGAUGGAACGGGCAAAUGUACUGCGCCAAGGAGCAGAGUCAGCUGUCACACCUGUGGAAGUCGCCGCUCGCAGACGGCUCGCAACCUCCGCACGAGAUGAGCCUCUUCCGCCGGGGCCGCAAGAAGAGAGUCCCCUACACCAAGGUGCAGCUGAAGGAGCUCGAGCGGGAGUACGCCGCCAACAAGUUCAUCACCAAGGACAAGCGGAGGAAAAUUUCGGCCGCCAUCAGCUUAUCCGAACGCCAGGUCACCAUCUGGUUCCAGAACCGCAGGGUCAAAGAAAAGAAGGUUGUGUCCAAGAUGAAAACGACUCACCUGUGAUGAGGAUGUAGCGUCGGGUGAAACGCACGCAUGCAUACACAAAGACAAAGAUUUUUUUCCCCUCCUCGCUCGCCCGCCCGCCCGCCCGCUGCCCGCCUGGCCUCUUGAACAGGCUGCUGCUGUUGGGGCGAGUACUGUUUGCGAGCUCCUCGUGAAGAAGGCUGGCACGGCACACGAGGUUGGGUGAGUGGCCAACGCCCGGCCGCCUCUGUCUCCCCCGGUGGUGGUGUUUUUUUUGUGCACGCGCACACACACACACAUACGCGCACCGCGCACCGGAUACUCAAUUUCCGGUCGAGUAAACGUCCAUGAGGACCGGGUCCAAACAUUCGACACAUCACUCGUUGGUCGUGAGCGGCAGUCGGAAACUCGGGCUCGCCGCGUUCGCAGCGACAGUGUGCUGACCACUGCGCCACCGCUCCCCUCACCGCGCACGCGCACACGCGCACACGCGCGCACGCACGCGCGCGCACGCCCGUAAUGCGUCGAGCGCGACGCUCAUCACCGGCGUUCCGAACACGUGAUC